This is a messenger RNA of Postia placenta MAD-698-R-SB12, 1275 nucleotides long. RefSeq lists its product as hypothetical. Gene Ontology annotation, biological process: mitochondrial calcium ion homeostasis; calcium import into the mitochondrion. The record is from RefSeq and is a predicted model, not a curated record. The transcript is spliced from 4 exons. Lineage: Eukaryota; Fungi; Basidiomycota; Agaricomycetes; Polyporales; Adustoporiaceae. Bases 1 to 1275 code for a protein of 424 amino acids. Gene Ontology annotation, molecular function: uniporter activity; calcium channel activity. Gene Ontology annotation, cellular component: uniplex complex; mitochondrial inner membrane.
AUGAGCUUUCGGCUAUGCGCACCGCUUCGUUGGCGGCUACAUCUGGUCAGACAUGACUGCAACCCUGCUCAUCGGGGCAUAGUCACAACAUUGCUUCCAGGGAAAGGACGGUGGAUCACCACGGCGCAGGAAGUAGAGAACACCAAUGUCUGUCAUUCUCAGUUUCUUGCAGAGGCCUCGGGCAAGGCAAAAUGGAGAGACCCCAAUGGUGGCAAGGGAGGGACGGAGGCUACAGGAGAGGACCUCGACACAAUCACCGACGGUAAAGGGAAGCUAUCCCCCACUUCAUCCCACCUAUUCAAACUCAUAUUACCUCUGGGGCAUGUGCGCGGUCAACAGCCAAAGCCGUCGUCCUCCUCCCCGACCAGCAUCAAGCCGCCGCCGCCGCCGCCGCCUACCGUAUUCCUUCUCCAUCCUUCCCAACCGCUAUCCCACGUAUCCCGCCUGAUCCUCGCGUCGCUCGCGCCCGCAACGCCCACCAUUUCCUUCCGCAGCACCAGCCCGCGCGGGCGCACGUUCCAGUGGGACGAGUCCACGGACGUCGGCGACUUCAUCCGCGACGCCGCGCGUGCCACCAAGUUCACGAUCUGCAUCGGCGCGGAGGAUGCGCGCGGGGACGAGCGCGCGAUCUGGGCGCGCAUACCGAUCGAGGUGCCGUCCUUCGCCGACCGCACACGCUUCCUGCGCCGCCGCCUCCAGCUGGUCGAGGAAGAGUUGGCGCAGAUGGAGACGCUCAAGCGCCAGUGCGACCUCGAGGCACACCGCGGAGCGCGGCGGAUGGCGCUGGGCGGCCUGGGGCUGCUGGUUGUGUACUGGGGCGCCGUCGCGCGCCUCACGUUCUGGGAUCUCGGCUGGGAUGUCAUGGAGCCCGUUACCUACCUGUCCGGCCUGACCAUGGUCAUUAUGAGCUACCUAUGGUUCCUCUACCAAGGCCGCGAAGUGUCCUACUCGUCCGUGCUGCAGCGCAGCGUGUCCGCACGGCGCGAGACGCUGUACAAGGGCCACGGAUUCGACAUUGACCGCUGGCUCGACCUCGUCGCGGAGGAGAAGGGGCUGCGCAAGGAUAUCAGCAAGAUCGCGGAGGACUACGACGAGCGGCUGUGGCGCGAGCGGCAAGAGGAGAGUGAGCGGAACGAGACGGAGGGCGGGCGGCGUAAUGUGGAGAGGGAGGAGAAGGCGGAGGCGGGCCUAGAGAAGAUACCGGAGGAGCGCACCGGCGAUGAUGUUGCGCGUGAGACGCGUUCCAGCGAGGCUGGUGAAGGUGGCAAGACAUGA